This is a messenger RNA of Harmonia axyridis, 1469 nucleotides long. Its product is annotated as venom serine carboxypeptidase-like. The coding region runs from base 22 to 1425 and encodes 467 amino acids. The record is from RefSeq and is a predicted model, not a curated record. Gene Ontology annotation, biological process: proteolysis. Gene Ontology annotation, molecular function: serine-type carboxypeptidase activity. Lineage: Eukaryota; Metazoa; Arthropoda; Insecta; Coleoptera; Coccinellidae. The transcript has a single exon.
UUCACGACAUUCAAUUCAAUCAUGUUUCGUUCAACGUUGUGGUUGUUAUGUUUCUGUAUCUUAGUUCAAUUAUCGAUUAGUGUCAGUAGAUUUCCCAAUGUCUAUAAAAAAAUCCGAACCCAACCCAUAAAAGAAAAUGAAGACAAUGGUGAUCCCUUGAUUUUAACUCCUUACAUUGAAGCUGGAAGAAUUCAAGAAGCAAGAAAUGCGGCAAAAGUAACACACGACGCAUUCCAGAACAUAACGCACUACACUGGAUUCUUCACAGUGAACAAAACACACAACACGAAUCUCUUCACGUGGUUUUGUCCUUCAGAGUCCGAUCCUGCUAACGAUCCUGUUGUGUUAUGGCUUCAAGGAGGUCCAGGUUCAACAUCCCUCUUCGGUCUGUUCUCAGAGAAUGGCCCUUUCCAAAUGAAGAAUGAAAGUGUGGUCAUUUUGAGGAACGAGACUUGGACUAAGAAGCAUAAUAUGAUUUGGAUAGACAAUCCUGCAGGUGCAGGAUACAGUUUUACCGAUGCAGCAGGAUAUGCCAGGGACGAAGAUCAGGUUAGUCGAGAAUUAUUUCAAGCUAUUCAACAGUUUUUCCAACUGUUUCCAGAAUUGAGGAAAAAUGAUUUCUUUAUUACUGGUGAGUCUUAUGGAGGACACUACAUACCAGCAAUAUCCCAUUAUAUAUUGAGGGUAAAUCGUAAACUUCCAGACGAUUCUAAGGUAAACCUGAAAGGUUUAGCAAUUGGGAAUGGAUGGACAGACCCAGUGAAUCAGUUGAACUAUGGAGAUUACUUGUAUCAACAUGGUAUGAUAGAUUUGAAGACGAAAAAAGUUCUCGACAAUAUCAGAGAUCAGAGUAUAGAUCUGAUUAAACAGGGAAAAUAUGAUGAAGCUAGAGAUCUACAGGACGAAAUUCUGUAUACCUUUACCAGAGAAACUGGAAUAACCAACAUGUACAACUAUUUGUUUGCUCAGGAUCAAGAUGACGAACCUCUUAUGGACAUCUUCAUUCAGACAAGUGAAAUAAGAAAGGCCAUACAUGUUGGCAACACAAAAUUCCAAAAUGGGGAAGAGGUUAAUCAAGCUUUGAAUAACGAUGUUAUGAGAUCGGUGGUACACCUGCUUCCUGAUCUGCUUGAUAAUUACAGAGUGUUGCUUUAUAGUGGACAAGUCGAUAUCAUCGUUGCAUAUCCACUCACAGUUAACUAUUUGCAAAAAUUGAAUUUUUCCUCUUCUGCAGAAUAUCAAACAGUUGAUAGAAGCGUUUGGUUUGUGGAUACAGACAUAGCGGGAUUUGUGAAGGUUGCUGGUAACUUGACGGAUCUCUUGGUGAGGGAUGCUGGACAUAUGGUGCCUCAUGAUCAACCAGUAUGGGCACUUGAUUUAAUUUACAGAUUCACGAGAAAUUUGAAAUUUGAUGACCUGCACUAGGAAUGAUGUGAUUUAUGAUGAAUAAAAAUAUUUUUUCUUGCUUU